This is a messenger RNA of Helicoverpa armigera (cotton bollworm), 2841 nucleotides long. It is a transcript of the gene Ate1, whose product is annotated as arginyl-tRNA--protein transferase 1. Lineage: Eukaryota; Metazoa; Arthropoda; Insecta; Lepidoptera; Noctuidae. Gene Ontology annotation, biological process: protein arginylation. Gene Ontology annotation, molecular function: arginyl-tRNA--protein transferase activity. The coding region runs from base 164 to 1669 and encodes 501 amino acids. Gene Ontology annotation, cellular component: cytoplasm. The record is from RefSeq and is a predicted model, not a curated record. The transcript is spliced from 8 exons.
AUGUCAAUCAGUCUGUCAGUGUCACACGCGUUCGUUUGACUAUUCUGUUAUUUUCUUUCCCACUUGGAUUUUGUUUGGGUCAGAAUUUUAAUUAAUAAGAAUUUAUUCACAUUUUAUCUGCAAAUUUGAUAAAUAGUCAGUGGACGUCACUGACUUUGGCACGAUGCUACGAAGUCUUGUUGAGUAUUAUGCUGAACAUGAGCAUUAUAGAUGUGGCUAUUGUAAGCGCCCUGAUACUAAUUAUAGCCAUGGUAUGUGGGCUCAUGCUAUGACCGUGAGUGAUUAUCAGGAUUUAAUUGAUAGAGGAUGGAGGCGUUCAGGAAAAUAUUGUUAUAAGCCAACCAUGGACGUAACUUGUUGCCCUAUGUACACUAUACGAUGCAGGGCCUUAGAAUUCAAACCUUCAAAGUCACAAAAAAAGGUAUUGAAGCGGGUGAACAAGUUGUUAAUUGGUCAAGAUGGCCCCGACCCAUCACCCGAGAGUGGACGCAAGAUGUCAACUGGCAGCAGUGGUAGUGAAGUCUUAGCUGAAGGGUUUGAGGAAGGCGGGGAGCAGUUCAUCGAGACCAUGAGGGAACAUCAAGAUAUUAACUUGGAUAUGGUUAAAAAUAGCGAAGCUUUAGAUUGCUCGGGAGAUGAAGUUGGAGAUAGCACGGUUCAUAAGGAUGUAAUGAAAAAUGUUCAGCUUGAUUCUGUUGUACCUCCUCAAGAGAAAAUAAUUAAAAAAGACUCCGGCCCUGAUCCCAAUAAAGCACCCUGUAAAAAAGCCAAACAGUUGAGGAGAGAGCGAAAGUUGGAAAAACUCAAAGAGAAGGGUAUUGAAGUAUUACCUGUAAGCCCCCGCAAAAACAAAGAAAAACAAAUUGAAGACUUUAUAAACGAGUUGCCUGAUGAUGUCAAGCAUAAACUAGAGAUAAAAUUAGUAAGAACUUCACCGCCGAGUCCCGAAUGGUUAGCAACGGCUAAAGAGACCCAUGAAGUGUACGUCAAGUAUCAAAUGACAAUUCAUAAUGAUAAGCCAGAUAAAUGUACAGAACCAAAGUUCAAAGACUUUUUGGUGCAAAGUCCGUUAUUGGAAGAGCAUAGAGAGAAUGGACCUCGGUGCGGCUACGGGUCGUUCCACCAGCAAUACUGGCUGGACGGCAAGUUGAUAGCCGUGGGAGUUAUAGACAUUCUGCCUAAGUGCGUUUCUUCUGUUUACUUCUUCUAUGACCCACAGUAUAUGCACCUUACGCUAGGAACCUAUGGAGCUUUGAGGGAGAUUGAAUUCACAAGAAGCAUGCAUUCGCAGUGCCCGCAAAUCGAGUAUUAUUACAUGGGAUACUACAUUCAUUCUUGCUGCAAAAUGAGGUAUAAGGGAAACUUUUAUCCUUCUGAUCUAGCGUGCCCAGAAACUUACAAAUGGUUUCCACUAUUAGAAUGUAUUCCUAAGCUAGAGGCUUCGCCGUAUUCAAGGUUGGACCCUGAUAUAGAUAGUGUAGAUGAAAAUUUCCCUAAAGAAAGCGAUUUGAACUAUAUUCCGAUGUGGGUGAAUGGUGCUGUGAUGUUGUAUAAAGCUUAUAAGAGACAUGCAGCUGGUAAGAAGAAUGCAAACAAAGUGAAUGAACUCAUUGAGUAUUCGCGUCUAGUCGGCGCUAAAUCAGCUAAGAGUCUAAUAUUAGUUCGGUAGAUGUACACAAAAGCCAAUCUUCUCCUGUGUUAAGAAAAUUACAAGUGUCUUUUCUUUCAUGAAUGUUUUUGAAGCCCUUAUGAAGAGUGUAACUUAAAAGUGAUCUAAUCGACACCAAUUUUAAACACUAUAUAUACAACUAUUCUAGUUCAAUACCUCGCUUUUGCAAUAAUACAACCUCUGUUGAAGAUUUGAACAGCUAUUUAGGCAGUUACAUAAUUAAAAUUUUAUAGAUUAUCGAAGCAAAUAUUAUAGACCUUGCCGUCAUACGAUACCCUUGUUACCUAAUCUAUCCGUUGUUUUGAGAACUGGAGAUUGAAUUUUGACUUUAGCUUCAUAUAAAAACUCUAAUCGAAAACAAUGGAUGGAACGGUAUUUGUAAUACUAUGCUUUUAUUAUUUGUACGGCGAAUAGUUGAAUAAGACCUUGAAAAGGGAAUGGCUGUCACACUAUAAGCUUGCUCAAACAUCCUGUCAAGUGAAUGUUAAGCUAUAUUACAUGUGCAUCAAUAAAUAAUACGUUACAUGUGUAAUAUUGUUAUUGAUUAAUACAUCAAGGCCCAAGUUCAACGUCACUCUUCUUAAAACAAUUGUUUUCUAUGAAUUAUCAAAGUAAACAGUAGUUUUAAGAAAAAUGGACCUUUAUGUUGCUGAUAAACUUGGGCCUAGAAUGUAGACGCAAAGCUUCGUAGCUACAAGGAAGUGACACAGUGGCCCUGAUAGAAAAUAUAUUUAGGUAAAUAUAGAGAAGUUGUCUUGUUAUAAAAAUAUAUAAAUAUUAUUUUUAUAUAUGUAGUAUCGCAUCACAACGUUAAAUAAAUAGAAAGAAGAAUAUUUUUAGUACUGCUCUGAAUAGCUUUUUGGCCUACAAGUCCUUUUUUACGCAUGGCAACAUUGCAUGUGCACAUAAACUUGCCAGUAAAAAUAAAUAUUAAUAAGUAACCAGUAAAUCCGGAUAUCAUUUUAAUUAAUUUAAUGUGUAUUUUAUUGUUUUAAACAAUAAGGAAUAUUGUUAUUUUUAAUAACCCACCUAAUAACAGGAACUAUCUUAUACUACAUUGUACUUAAUGGCUUUAUGUUUAAUUAAAUAAUUUACUAGUCAUGUUAACAUCCUUUAGAUUACCUACGUUUCUAGAUGAGGUUACUUGCAAUGAAUUACAUCUAUUUUAAUGA